UAGAAGAGGGACAGGACACAGGGCAGCUCCGCGAGCCCAGACACCAAGAUGCUUCAAACUGGGAGCCUCGUCGUCUUCUGUGGGCUGUUGGCCCAGGCCACAGCCCUGCCAGGAAACCUGCCCCUGGCCCUGAACCUGGACCAAAAUCCGCCCUGGGCGGGGGCCCCAGGCCUGACCCCGGCCCAGAAUCCCACAGAUCUUGCCGGAAGCUUGAUAAGUGCUCUCAGCAAUGGUCUGCUCUCUGGGGGUCUGUUGGAAAUCCUUAGAGACCUUCCACUCCUGGACAUCCUGAAAACUGAAGGACACAAUUCCAAUGGCCUGCUGGGGGGCCUGGUGGAGACAGUGAAUACAUUGAUCCCUUCCUUGAAGAACAUUAUUGACAUAGAGAUCAUCAACCCCCAACUGCUGGAACUUGGCCUCACCCAGAGCCCUGACCGCCACCGUCUCUAUGUGACCUUACCUCUGAAAAUGGUGCUCAGUGUGAAAGCGCCUCUGGUUGAAAAUCUGUUGCAGCUGGCUGUGAAGCUGAACCUCACUGUCGAGGUCGCGGCUGUGACAGAUGAGCAGGGGAAGACCCACCUGGCACUCGGUGACUGCACUCACUCUCCUGGCAGCCUGGAAAUCUCCCUGCUGACUGGGCUUCCCUCUCUCCCCAUUCAAAACUUUGUUGACACCAUCAAUGAGGUCUUGACCAAUGUCCUUCCUAACCUGGUGCAGGAAAUGGUGUGCCCUCUGGUCAAUAACAUUAUUAAGCAAUUGGACCUCACCUUGGUACAUUCCAUCAUCAGCAUGCUGACCCACGGGCUGGAGUUAGUCAUCAAGGUCUAAGGCCUCGGGAAGAGCACCAGCACCUGCUGAGCCGAACCAUUUCCUGCUGCUCAGACCAUUCUCUGCUGGCGUCCCAAGG
This is a messenger RNA of Condylura cristata (star-nosed mole), 907 nucleotides long. It is a transcript of the gene BPIFA1, whose product is annotated as BPI fold containing family A, member 1. Lineage: Eukaryota; Metazoa; Chordata; Mammalia; Eulipotyphla; Talpidae. The coding region runs from base 49 to 828 and encodes 259 amino acids. The transcript has 9 exons. Gene Ontology annotation, biological process: immune response in nasopharyngeal-associated lymphoid tissue; antibacterial humoral response; innate immune response. Gene Ontology annotation, molecular function: lipid binding. The record is from RefSeq and is a predicted model, not a curated record.